AUGGUCAAUUUGAACAACGACCACGGAAAAGGCCCAAUUUUGGUCAUAUUCUCUAGAAAGUCAGAGACACUAACAGAAGUUCCUCAUCGGAGAGAAGAAAGAGAUACACUGAAGAAAAGGGGCCAUCGUUUUCUUCUAGAAGAAAAUCUUCAACUUGGUAACAAGGCGAAUGAUUUCAACAACAGUAACGCUUCAUCGGGUGCUCAUUACUUUCAAGGUUUAGUAGAAUUUAUCUCUGCAACAAGCAGAAGCAAAAAGAAAAGAGUCAGUUGUCAGAGGAACGAAAUGUAUGUGGAUUUUGAGACUAUCAAGUGGGACAAGGUCAUCAUUUUCCCCAGAGGUUACCAGGCUUUUGAGUGUGUGGGGAAAUGCUACACGCCCAUGAGCGAAUACCUGACACCGACCAAGCACGCAAUCAUACAGACUCUGGUACACACCAGCUACCCAGACCAAGCCAGCCGCGCUUGCUGCGUGCCCACCAAGCUGGACCCCAUCUCCAUCCUGUACUGGGACGACAACGGUGACAUCAAGUACGACUACACCUACGAGGGAAUGGUGGUGGCUGAGUGUGGUUGUCGCUGA
Candidula unifasciata is the source of this 582-nucleotide messenger RNA. Lineage: Eukaryota; Metazoa; Mollusca; Gastropoda; Stylommatophora; Geomitridae. The record is from the annotation of a GenBank genome assembly.